AUGACGCGAGAUACGCUUCUUAUGAAAACUACCGAUUGUUGUAUUAAACCUCCCGUGAGAUCUCGAUCGGGAUGUCUGACAUGCCGGCGGCGGAAAAAGAGAUGCGAUGAGCGUCGCCCUUCCUGCACUGGCUGUCAGCGUAACCGCCUUGAAUGCCAGUGGGAAUCUGUUGACUCGAUUGUAUGGCCCAAACGCCGGAAGACAAGGGCGGGAUUGGCCGAGAAAUUACUCCCUGACCAGGCACAAGGAAUGGUGAACGUGUUCUCAGUCCUAACGCCCGACAUAGUCUCCCGCUUGCUCCGUCACUUCCUCAACGCUAGCCCAAGAUGGUUAUCAACUAGAACUGGAUCUCGAAGGACAGACUACUUGAAGUGGCUUUCUCCUGCUCUAUCAAAGAGUCAUGUUGUGCGCAGUUGCGUCCUUGCAAUAGCUGCGGCGGAUUUGCUCAAAUACUACCGUAACCACCCACAAUUACAGCAUGCCGCCGCUGAAUACUACGGUCAAGCUGUGUCUAGCCUCAGAGGAGCAAUUGAGAGCGAAAUGGCCCUCGCUUCGCUAUCUGGCGGUUUUCUUUCUGGUACAAAUCAUCUCCAAGCAUCCAUUCCAUAUUUCGCUAAUAUGAACCUAGACUACACUCCGCUGUCCGUCCUGUUGCUAUGUCUACAUGAGACUCAAAAUUUUACGAGCCGCGAGAGAAUCCUUCCGCACCUCAAUGCAGCGGCUUUUAUGCUGCAAAAUCGCAUUCACUGCGGCAGCAUGAACACUGAGUUAAGAGGAUAUUUAUUUGAGAUGUUUUGCUACUUUUUUGCCUUAGCUCGUUUCUCUUUGGGUUCCAAACUAUUGAUCGCACAAGCGGAUCCUAUCUUCGCCUCCCCGUCAAUCAUCCGCCUAAUUCAGCACGGGCAUAUCAUGGGAACCUCACAGUCUUUGUUCAUCGCCAUUUACCGCAUAUCCCGUCUGUCCCAUAACUUGCAGUCUAGCAAAUCUGCCGACGUGCUUCCCGCACGACAGGAACUUUUGCUGAUGGACCAAGAAUUAAGGGCCUAUCAAAGCCAGCUCACCCAUGAUAAUACUAUGGACCAGGAGCAUCUCAAUGAUGUCAUUACAUCGAACCUGUACAGUUUGGCAUGCCGCAUCCACAUCAAGGCACUCUUUCCACCACAUGGGUCAGACGACAAAGACAUAGUUCACUCUCUGGUGGAUGAGUUCAUAAACAACUUACAGCACCUUCCUCCGCACUCGCCUUCGCAAAACAUACUGUGCUGGCCACUAGUUGUUGCGGGCCUGUCCGCAAGAAAUUCUGCACAUCAACGUAUCAUCGUUGCAAAGCUGAACAAUAUACACGAAGAGUGGAAGUCAGCCGUCUUCUCGAAAAGUGCUGAUUUCCUGCGAGACAGUGGCGAAGGGAUAGGGAGAUGA
This is a messenger RNA of Aspergillus luchuensis, 1419 nucleotides long. Its product is annotated as Zn(II)2Cys6 transcription factor. Gene Ontology annotation, cellular component: nucleus. The record is from RefSeq and is a predicted model, not a curated record. The transcript has 2 exons. Gene Ontology annotation, molecular function: DNA-binding transcription factor activity, RNA polymerase II-specific; zinc ion binding; transcription cis-regulatory region binding. The coding region runs from base 1 to 1419 and encodes 472 amino acids. Gene Ontology annotation, biological process: positive regulation of transcription by RNA polymerase II. NCBI's taxonomy places the organism in Eukaryota, Fungi, Ascomycota, Eurotiomycetes, Eurotiales, Aspergillaceae.